ACUAACCCACGCAAUGCAGGUGACUUCUGCAAUAGACGCAGUAUAAAAUGCAGUCCAAGCGAGGAUCCGCUAGGUCGCUGUCAGAAUUGUGUCGAUUUUGAUGUGUCGUGCACCUUUAAUCGCCCGGCGAAACGCCGGGGCGUCAAGGCCGGCACUCGCUUUAGUAGUAGUGACGUUCAACUCGGGAGGGAAUCGGUCGAUCAUGGUGUCCCUUCCUCAACAGCAUCUGGAUACCGAGAAAGAGCCUCCGCAUCUCCCGCUUCUCGAAGUUCCUACCGUUUGUCAGUCUCUGGCGACCCCUGGCCUACUUUCAACCCGGGUUGGUUGGCAAGAGAGGGUGAUGACGAAGAUGCGGCGCUGCGCAGUUCGUGGAAAGCAUUUGCCAUUGCGUGUGACCGGCAAAUAAUGAACUUGGUCCAAGUUUAUUUCGAGAUCGUCUAUCCAAUGUAUGGCCCAUUUCCAUUAUUUCACAAGCCGUCGUUUAUCGAGAAGAUCAAUCGCAAGGAGCAUCUCCGCAACCAAGGGCUUUUUGCCUCAACGAUGGCGGUUUGCUCCUUGGUCUCCGGUCGUGCGCGUGACGGUGCAUUGUACUCAAAUAAGUGGCAUCGAGAAGAGCUCAUGGAUCCACCAUCCGAAGCCUUCUAUGCAGCAGCGAGGGACUCUAUUCCUCGAGAUCUUGUGGCUGCUAAAGGAAUUAAUUAUAUGCGUGCUUGUGCCAUUCUUGCUAUUGCCAGCAUUCAGAAUGGUCAAAUCAAAUGCAUGCAGAAGUAUUCUGGGCUGUAUCACACGCUGACGUCGAUGGAGGGCCUUCAUGACGAAAAGCUUUGGCCAAAAGAUUUAAGUCCCAUUGAAAUCGAAGAGCGUCGGAGACUGUUCUGGUCAAUCUAUACCUUAGAUAUCUAUGCAAGUGUUGUGUGGGGAGGCGUUAUUCGAUACCGCGAGGCCCAUUCAUUGGUGCGCUAUCCGACUGAAGUGGAUGACGAAUUCAUCACAAGUCAAGGCUAUAGCGUGCCACCAAUAUCACCGGAAGCAACAUCCUUUCCUCCAGGCGAAGCCACCGUGGUAUCCCACCAGCCUGUGAAUUGGCUGCGUGGUUGGAACUUUACCACAGACCUUUAUCGCAUCCUUGAGCACGUUAUUGAUGGAAACAGACGGCGAUUUUCUUCAGUAAAUGGGACUACACAAGUCUGGUCUCUAUUCAGCCCAACAUCCAUGUCGGAACCAAUCGUUAUGGAUAAAGUCCUCACUCUGUACUCUGUACUUCCGUCACAGUUUCGAGAGACGCCGCCAAUUACAGGAGACAUGUCUAAGGACUUGUUUGGAUUCCAGUCCGCCAAUAUCCAGGCGACACUACAGCUCCUUCGCAUGGUCCUUCUGUCUGCGGAAGAGAUUGGCGUCGAGCGAAAAUGUGACGUUGCAGGAGAACUGCUCAGCGUAUUUUCGAAUGUACCAGUGGAGUAUCUGAAAGCGAUCAACUCCCCUCUGCUUCAUCACCUCGGCGGUAUCGGUUAUAUCCUUGGGUCUGUCAUGGAGGGAAACCUGUGUGAAGCAUCAUACAUCCGGGUUCGCACACUACUUCUUGAAAUGGCAAAUUUACUUCAACGUCUCGAGACUGGCCUCCACCGAGCUGCCGGCACCAGCGAACGACUACGGUCUCAGGUUGAUCGACUAGACGCUUAUAUGCGUGCCUCGAGGAUGUUAGAUCUUACAGCAGCAAGCAACGCGAUGCAAGUAUCAGACACAAAGGCCGAACUUGCUCUUCCCUCAGCAUAUCCACAGGCCAACCCGCCCGUCGGAACCACACCUGCUGCUGGCUUCGACCAGAUGCCACAAUUCCAGCUGCCACCAGAACUGUUAGCAGAUUGGCCAUGGCCGUUUGAUUCUUCCAAUUCCGAGGGAUUUUUUCCUCUGCCGUUUGAAUGA
Molecule: messenger RNA, 1923 nt
Organism: Penicillium lagena
Lineage: Eukaryota; Fungi; Ascomycota; Eurotiomycetes; Eurotiales; Aspergillaceae
Product: putative C6 transcription factor
Exons: 5
Biological process (GO): regulation of DNA-templated transcription; DNA-templated transcription
Molecular function (GO): DNA-binding transcription factor activity, RNA polymerase II-specific; DNA binding; zinc ion binding
Source: RefSeq, a predicted model, not a curated record